CACUAACUGCGGUUGUUACUAAUCCGGAUUAACGUUGCCGUGUAAACGUAGUUAUUGAGUUGCACUACGUUCUCGAUUCUUCGGUAUGGUGGCGGCUCGUAACAGAAGUUUCAAAACUAACUUUUGCAGAUACUCAGUGUUUGAUUUAUUAGGUUAUUUUAUUUUUCCUAUUCUCGUCUUUGCUUAUAUUUACAAGUGAUUAAUGUUAUUCGUUAUUUAAUAAAAAAUAACGUACAUAUUCAAUAACUAAUAAAAUAAAAGAAAUAAGAUUUAGUCUCAUGAGUAAUAUUAAACAAGGAUUUAUUGCUGUGCAUGUAGGUGCUGGUCAGCACUCGGCAUCACUCAAAGAAAAAUAUCAAAAGUUGUGCCGUGAAGCAUGCAAAGUGGGAACUGAAAGUCUGAAAUCUGGUGAUAGCGCAUUAGAUGCAGUUGUCAAAGCUACAGUUGCACUGGAAGAUUCUCCUAUGACAAAUGCUGGGUUUGGGUCAAAUCUUACCUUAAAUGGAACAGUGGAAUGUGAUGCAAGUGUGAUGGAUGGUAGCAGCUUACAGUUUGGUGCAGUAGGAGCAGUAAGCGGAAUAAAAAAUCCUGUCUUACUGGCAAAGCGUUUGUGUGAGCAACAAUCUAUUAAAUUUCCAUAUGGCAGAAUUCCACCUAGCUUCCUAGUUGGGAAUGGUGCACAUAUUUGGGCACAUGAAAUGGGCAUACAAACCUUACCACCAGAACAAUUAAUAUCAAUGAGAGCCCAGAAGAUUUAUAAACAUUACAAGAGAAAAGUAGAAGACAAUAGUGUGGAAAUCCAAAAAUGUGCUAAGAAAAGAAUGGAUACAGUAGGUGCCAUAUGUGUCGAUGCUAGUGGAAAUAUUGCUGCAGCUUGUUCAAGUGGUGGUAUAAUAUUAAAAUAUCCUGGAAGAGUCGGACAAGCAGGAGUAUGGGGUUGUGGUGCUUGGGCUUGUAAAGAUACGUCUUACUCGAUAGGCGCUAGUACAUCGGGUUGCGGGGAACAUCUUGUACGUACCUCGUUAGCGCGCACAAUCGCGGAAGCCAUUUCCGACACGUCUUGUCCAACUACAAGUUUACACCGGUCGAUGAAUGCAGAUUUUAUCGAUUCAAAAUUUCUUGAUGGACUUGAACAGAAGCUCGGUGGUGUAAUCGCUAUACGAUAUUCGCCGCAAGAAGGAUUAGGUGAUUUUCUUUGGAGUCACUCUACAAAUUCCAUGAUAAUAGGAUAUAUGAACACGUGUGAAAACGCACCAGUGAGUUAUAUGUCGGUCUUACCAUCGUCUGAAGUAGGUAAGAAAGCUGUCGUUGAAGGCGUCUGUUUUAAAAUAAGACUUGAAGCCUGAUUAAAACUAUAUAUAUAAGGUAUAGAUAAUUCUUUUUUUUAUAAAUAUAUAAUAUUGUAAACACUUUGUAUACACAAUUUUUAUACAAGAUUGCAAUAUUUUAUUUUAUCAAAUUCAUCAAUAAUAGUAUUGCGGUAAUAAAUUAUUUUACAUAACCAUUUUAUAAUAUACAAUUUUGCAGACAUUUUCCUAUAUUUGUCUAUUGUUAACUCGUGUAAAUGCAAUAAUAAACUUGACAAU
Harpegnathos saltator (Jerdon's jumping ant) is the source of this 1586-nucleotide messenger RNA. It is a transcript of the gene Tasp1, whose product is annotated as Taspase 1. Gene Ontology annotation, cellular component: cytoplasm. The record is from RefSeq and is a predicted model, not a curated record. Gene Ontology annotation, biological process: protein maturation. Lineage: Eukaryota; Metazoa; Arthropoda; Insecta; Hymenoptera; Formicidae. The transcript has 9 exons. Gene Ontology annotation, molecular function: threonine-type endopeptidase activity. Bases 279 to 1346 code for a protein of 355 amino acids.